Messenger RNA from Moneuplotes crassus, 435 nucleotides. The record is from the annotation of a GenBank genome assembly. Lineage: Eukaryota; Ciliophora; Spirotrichea; Euplotida; Euplotidae.
UUAACUUGAAUUAUUAUGAACUUGUCUGAGGUUUAGCACAGCUUUGAUUCUUUGAUCGAUCAGUAAUACAGAUGCUUAUAUUCCUUACAUCAGGUCAACUAGAUCCUUAUAGAGUGUGAUACACUUCCAUCUCGGUGCUGAUACCUUCUUUGGGUAUGAUUAAUCCUCUGAGUCUUUAAAAAUUGAUUGAACAUGCUAUUCUGGGUCCUCCUGAACUUACUAGAAAGACCUUUAAUCUUAUUUGAUAUUCUUCAUAUUUACAGAAUACUUAUUCUUCAUGCAUUUCAAAUUUUUCCUCAGAUUUGUAGGUGUAGCAUCAGACUUCUUCUGGCAGUUAAACUUGAGCUUUAUUACAGACGGUUUGUUAUUUAGGUUCAUUAAUGAAUUUUUCAUCCUGUUGAUCUACCCUUCUUCUAAAGGUCCUCAAGUAGUGGC